Papilio polytes (common Mormon) is the source of this 1017-nucleotide messenger RNA. RefSeq names its product UDP-N-acetylglucosamine transferase subunit ALG14 homolog (gene Alg14). Gene Ontology annotation, biological process: dolichol-linked oligosaccharide biosynthetic process. The coding region runs from base 61 to 696 and encodes 211 amino acids. The record is from RefSeq and is a predicted model, not a curated record. Lineage: Eukaryota; Metazoa; Arthropoda; Insecta; Lepidoptera; Papilionidae. Gene Ontology annotation, cellular component: UDP-N-acetylglucosamine transferase complex. The transcript has a single exon.
GUCUCAUUAUUUAUUUCGGUUUAUUUUAUUUACUGACUUUUUGUAUUAUUUUUCAAUAUCAUGGAACUGUAUGCGAUAAUAUUACUUCUAUUUAGCAUAACAUUUUUAAUAAGAAUCCUAUGGGUUGUUUGUAAGGUACUACGAUCUGAGUGCAACUUAGCAAUACAGGAACCAUCAUUAAAAACUGUUAUUUGUAUUGGAUCAGGUGGUCAUACUACAGAAAUGCUAAGAUUAAUAGCUAACCUAAACAAGAAUAAGUUUCUACCGCGUUUGUACAUUUUGGCCGAUAGUGACGUGAGCAGUGAAAUUAAAAUACACGAAACAGAAAAGGGGACUACAGGUUAUACAUUAAGCCGGAUACCAAGAAGUAGAAAAGUAAAGCAAACAUACUUAUCUUCUGUGUUUAGUACAUUACAUGCAACAUUAUGCACUGUACCAGUUAUUUAUAAAUUUAAACCUGAUGUCAUUUUAUGUAAUGGACCAGGAACUUGCAUACCAGUUUGUGCUGUUGCCUUUUUGUUGAGAUGCUUGUUCUUAUUAGAUUGUAGAAUUGUCUUCAUUGAGAGUAUAUGUCGCGUGAGAACAUUGUCAUUGUCAGGAAAAAUCCUUCAAUAUUUUGCAGACAUAUUCAUUGUACAAUGGCCACAAUUGCGAGAUUUUUGUUAUAGAGCUAAAUAUUUUGGUAGAUUAACAUAAGAUUAAGUGGAAUUUGUGUACAUGACUGUUUUGUUCUGUUAAUAUAAAUAAAACACUGCAAAAUCAGAAAAAGAAUAUGUAAUUUAUGUUUUAGUGAAGUAAGCAAUUAAUCAGAACUUAAAAUAUAAAAUCAAUUAAUUUCUUGACUAGAUAAAUGCAAUGCAGUAAUUCAAACAAUCAAUAUUUCAAGUUAACAAAUCUAAACUGAUGUAAAAAAUAUUGCUUGCAUCACUGUAUUUCAUCUGUCUGUAUAUUUUAUUUUUUUAAGGUGUCACCACACAAUAUAGAAAAAAAAUAGCCUCAUAACAAAAAAGUUAAUUG